Messenger RNA from Serpula lacrymans var. lacrymans S7.9, 453 nucleotides. RefSeq lists its product as uncharacterized. Bases 1 to 453 code for a protein of 150 amino acids. NCBI's taxonomy places the organism in Eukaryota, Fungi, Basidiomycota, Agaricomycetes, Boletales, Serpulaceae. The transcript has 5 exons. The record is from RefSeq and is a predicted model, not a curated record.
AUGAAGGAGAUACAAGACGACCAGAUCCUCAAGUCUCAAUUACUACAAUAUGUCAGAGGGGAACUUAUUUCUAAAGCUAGAAUCAGUGUACCUCCUACGUAUGGCAUCAAAAACAUCCACAAGGACAAACUAAGUGGUAUGAUCUAUUUGAUCAUAAACUCAGAAACUUUUAUCAAUAACACCAUAGAUUUAAAGAUUGAAUGUGCUCUACUAGAUGCAAUUAACAACACUACAAUAGAAUUCUCAGAGACAGCAAUUUCUGCUAGGUGGGAUCAUCAUAUAAGGUUGUUGGAAAUAUUUCAGAAAUGUUCUCCUACAUACUUGGCAGCUGUAUUUGAUGAGGUUGAUGAAUAUGUUUGGAAUGGUUGUAUAACAGUGGGGCAAUCUGAUGUAUCUGAGCUUAUGUUUGAUUUUGAUGCUUUAGAAGAAGCAGCAAAAGCAUCCAAAUCAUAA